GAUUUAUAAAGAGAUUGAGUGCGCAAUAAGAAAGGAUUGACAGAUUUAUUUUGUUCCAUUUUCACGUUUAAAAUAAAUUUAGCUCUAGUCUGCUAGUAAUUAUCUUCACACUUUUAUAACCACAUUAUUUUCUGUUGUUGGAGUCUGAAAAGUUACUGGUAUAUCCUACUGUUUUGUACAACUGGAAAUUCAAGCACACCGAGUUUCUGUCCAGAUAUUAGAUUCAAUGGAGCUGCCAGUGCUCCUCACUAUGCACAUUUUGCUCCAAACUUUAUUGUGAUUUGCAUUGACUACAUUUCGAAGUUCGUUAACGGCGGUUAAUUCAACAGAAUUUAAAAUAAUAUAUUUCCUAAACAAAGUAUAAUAAUUUUAUGCAGAAGACAUGCCAGGCGACGAUCCAACAUUAGAACGACAUUUCCGAGGGCAUCGAGAUACUGUAACGGCCCUUGCAUUUAAUUCAACUAUGACGCAGCUUGCUUCUAGUAGCCUCGAUUCAAGUAUUAUGAUUUGGAAUAUGCGGCAACAUAUACGGGCAUUUAGCUUCAAGGCUCACAAGGAUGGAGUCAUGGAUAUAUGUUUCUCUCCAUCUGGGCACUUAGUAGCUUCUGCCUCAAGGGACCGAAGUGUUCGUCUGUGGGUCCCAUCAGUUCAGGGAGAGACUGGAGAAUUUCGUGCCCACACAGGCACAAUUCGAUCCGUCCAUUUCUCACCAGAUGGGAAAUGUUUGGUGACAGCAUCAGAUGAUAAAAGUGUCAAGAUAUGGGAUGUUGCCAGGAAGAGGUUCAUCUCAGCUCUUCUAGGGCACAACAAUUGGGUUCGUUGUGCUCGAUUUGCUCCAGAUGGGCAACUCAUUGUUUCAGCUUCUGAUGAUAAAACUGUUCGCUUGUACGACCCCAAAAGUUCCCUGUGUGUGCAUACAUUUCAGGAAAUAACAGGUAGUGCCGUGAAUGUAGAAUUUCAUCCCAAUGGAACAUGUAUUGGAACAGCAAUGACAAACAAUGUCGUGAAAGUGUAUGAUAUUCGUGUGAACAAACUGUUGCAGCAUUACCAUAACCAUGAUGGUGCUGUCAACAAAAUUGCAUUUCAUCCAUAUGGAAAUUAUUUGCUAACAGCAUCCAAUGAUUCCACCAUGAAGGUUAUGGACCUUUUGGAGGGUCGACCCAUUUACACAUUGCAAGGACAUGAGGGUCCCAUAACAUGUGUGACAUUCUCAGCAAAUGGACAGUAUUUUGCAUCUGGUGGGGCUGAUCAGCAGAUAUUAGUGUGGAAGACAAACUUUGAUUGUGAAAAUCUUCUGCGAGAAUUUCCUCAUCAACCACAUGAGACCCAUUUGAAAGAAGCAAAACAUGAUUUGAACUCUUCCGUCAUAUUUCAAGUAGACGCUAGAAAAGUUGUUAUGGUCAAGAGCGAGCCGGAUAUUCAUGAAUCAGCAAUAGAAUCAAUUGAUUUGGAGGAAAGAACAGCUCCAAACCAGAUACCUUAUUGCAACACAGCUGAAACAGUAGACCUUGUCAGUGAAGAGGAUUCUUCUCCUGACAAGUACAGUGAUUGUGUCGAAAGGCACUUUAAGGUAGCUGGGAGAGUGAGUAGAAUCCCGGAACAUUUAGGCCAACCUUCUUCAGCAUGUGACACCAAAAAUUCAUCACCUGCCGACAGCAAUGACAAGAGUACCAAGCAAGUUUUGGAAAAGCUUUGCGGUCAAGUUGAAAUGUUGAGAAAAUCUAUUGUUCUCAUGGAAGAAAGACUGACAUUAAUUGAGGAUAAGACAAAAGAUAUAGUCUUGUCUAAAGACCAGUAAAAUUGAGAAUUGUUUCUUAUUGAAUUGAGUUUUACAAAAGUCAUUUAACGUGGUGUUUCUCAAAAGUACAGCCAUAUAAAAUCUGCUAAAACAUUUAGAAAGUUUGUGUAUAAUAGUUAUUCUGUUGGAUUUUAUUCAUUGUAUAAAUGCUUUUAACCUUUAUUGGUAAACUGGCUUAUCGCUAAACAAUUAAUCUUGGUGUUAAAGUCUGGCCAGCAAUCCUUUAGUUCAGGGGUUUAAAUUCCCAUUCCUUUAUGAUGAAAGUUAAGCCACAGCAUUGUGGAAGCUGGUUCUACAUUCAUCUUCAGGUGACUGUGAUGGUCAAGCCAGUCCGAGACCCCGUCUAACUUGAUAGGGGGAGAACAGAUCAAGCUUUUAUCCUCUCCCAUGGUCACCUGAAGAUGGAUGUGGAACCACCGUCUGAAAUGUGUUAUAAAACUUUGAUUUAGAGAGGUGUGAUAUGUUAUCAUCAGAGAGGUAAUGUAAAAUGUUACUAUAUUCUAUUUUCAGUACACUUCUGGUAUUCAUAUUUGUAGGAUGUGAGGUUUUCAUGGGAGUUAGUCUGAAGAUGGCUGUUUUCAAAUUUCAUACUUGCUGAGUUAUUAGUACUGACACUAGAUGGCAAAAGGUGUAUGUGGAUGGUAUAUUCAUGAAAUUGUGAUGUUACUACAUUAAUUACUAAUGCCUUAUUAUUUUGGUUUAGAAGAAGUGCUGACUUUGCAUUAUUAAUAUUACAGUGUUCAGAAACUAUAUAAUUAAUUUAAAAUGAAUAUGUAAUUUUACCAUCACCCUGUAAGUUAUAAAGUUCUAAGUUCUAAAGAAGCCUUAUUUAAUUUUAUAUAAACUUUAGUACCUGGAAAAUGUUGAAGAAAAAUCUUUUUAAUAAUCUUUCCUCCUUGAUUAUCUUUCUUUCACCAAUGAAUCUUAUAUCCUACAAAAUGCAUAAGUUGUGAGCAAAUAUUCAACUCUUUCCAUUCUCUGAAGCCACACCCCACGCAUCUCUCUCUCUCUAUGUGGCUGUCACUUUGUGGUUACACUUUUGUCAGCUAGAUAUGAUUUAUAUGGAAGCAGUGUAUUGCCAUGUCAGAGUUGCUGACAAUGAGAAAGUGAUGUUAUUUUUAAAAUGAUAUUUGGGGAUAAUGAGAAACGUAUUUUGGGAUGCCACUGAACUCGGAGAUUCACUGCCAACACCACAUUCUAGAAUGUAUGUAUAACUGAAGCAAGGUUAAAAACUACAAGAGGUUGCAGCAUAACUUAGGCAUAUGUGCUCUAGUAGAUUAAAAAAGGAUGAUGGCAUAUCAUUUUAAAUUUAUUAUAAACAAUAAGAAUUCGGGAAGUAAAAUAGAGGCAAAUGGAAAUGUUAAAAAAUUACAAUAAGAAUAAAGAAUGUACUACACAUGCUA
Molecule: messenger RNA, 3201 nt
Organism: Zootermopsis nevadensis
Lineage: Eukaryota; Metazoa; Arthropoda; Insecta; Blattodea; Termopsidae
Biological process (GO): cilium assembly
Cellular component (GO): ciliary basal body; centriole
Molecular function (GO): protein binding
Source: RefSeq, a predicted model, not a curated record